Closterium sp. Yama58-4 is the source of this 1128-nucleotide messenger RNA. NCBI's taxonomy places the organism in Eukaryota, Viridiplantae, Streptophyta, Zygnematophyceae, Desmidiales, Closteriaceae. The record is from the annotation of a GenBank genome assembly.
AUGUGCGCGGAUGUCCCUAAGCGCGUUUCGGCCGCCAUUCGCGGCGCGAAGGAAACGAAGAUUAUGGCGCGUAAGGAUAAGGAGAGGGCUUUGGAGGAGGCGCUCAAUGCAGUGACCGGCCAAGGCGGCGCGGGGCCGAAGGCAAAGAAGGGGCGGAUGGAGGAUUGGUAUGGCGAGGGGGGGCUCUCGGCGAAGCGGGCGGCGGACGAUGCGAUUUGCCUCUACAUCGCGGGGACGCGCACGUCGGAGCGCAUGUGCGAGCAUCCCCUCUUCCUCAACAUGGUGCGCGCCGUCAACGCCGCCGGCGGUGGCUACGUUCCCCCCAAGAAGGACUACGUUGGAGGCGCGGGGCUGCUGGCGUGCAAGCAGCAGAUUGAGAAGGGUUUGUCGCCCAUCACGAAGUCGUGGAAGGAGAUUGACGUGACGAUCGCCAGCGACAUGAUGAAGGACAAGAGCGGGCGCGCGCAGAUGAACGUCGUCUGUAUCAAUGCCAGUGGAGCGGUUUUCCAGGAGGCGAUCGACUGUAAGGCGGAGACGAAGACUGGGGCGUUCAUUGUGAGCGUCCUGCAGCCGCUGAUCGAGAAGAUUGGACCGGAGCAUGUCGUCGCGAUUUGCACGGACGGGGGUAGCAACUACGUGUCCGCCGGCAAGCUGCUGCAGAAGAAGUACCCGCACCUGGAGAUCGUCCCCUGCGCCACUCACGUGCUCGACUUGCUGUUGAAGGACUUCGGCGGCAUGGAUUGGGCGCAGGAGGUCGUGCCAGUGGCGACCGACAUGAUCGCGUUCCUGCGCAGCCACACCUGGACGCGUGCAUUCCUCCGGUGUCCCGAGCUGCAUGGCGAGGCGAAGUCGUUGCAGCCGCUGCGACCGGCGGGCACACGCUUUGGGACGCAGUACAUUGCAGUUUCACGUCUGCGUGAGAUUCGCCAGCAGCUGGUGAAGAUGGUGACGCACCCGGACUGGGAGGAGAAGGGGAGGAAGCAGCAGACUGGCAAAACUUUUGAGAAGGCGGUGAUGGAUUUGGACUGGUGGAAGAAGGUGGACACCUUCGUGAAGGUGAUGGGGCUGCCGUACAAGGUGAUGAGGAAGACAGAUGGGCCAGCGAAGGGGAUGAUGCACAAGACAUGA